GCACCACGUUAAGGUGAAAGCAUCGGUUACAGUUAGCAAUGUGUAGUCAAUGUGUAAAAUAAUAGCCUGACAGCUGGCAAGCCAGCGUUGGCGUUACUGCAUAGGUCUUGAAAAUUCAAGUUGAUGAAAGGCGUUUUAAACUUUAUCAGCAGAAAGGAUCACUGCUAUUCAGCUAGCGAACGUUAAAUUAGUUAGCUGUCACUGGCCAACAAGUUGCAUUGUGUAACCUGGUAGCUAGCUAAGGUUUGUCCUUCAGUCAACAAUCGGCGGUUCUUAAAGUGUCUUCGUCGUCCUCCACACGUGGGAUAUCUCUUCGGGAUAUUUCUACCGUUAGCAUAUAACUAUCUGUUUUGUUCCAGUAGGACUAUUUUGAUGAUUCCAUGAUUUGUCUGGUAAGUGCCCCCAGGUGAAAAGAGGUUACUCUCAGCAUGGGUUCUCAGGAUGGAAUGGGAUGGGGAGGCAGCAACCUAUCUCCUCAUUUGCACACAGAUGAAUGCAAUGAGCUGAUCACACUGUUGAAACAGUGUCACAAGGAGCACAAUGUCCUCAGGUUUUUUGGCACUUGUAAUGAUGUAGACCGUGCCAUGCGCCAGUGUCUGAAGAAAGAGUACCAGAUGAAGAGAGAGCUGAGCAAGGCUCAUGCACAGGAAAUGCGACAGAGGCUGAAAGAAGGUCCCAAGACACAGAACUGAGCCACCACCAAAAUGAGCGGGGCUCCAGCGUCCCAGGACGGGCUUACAGAAGACCUUCUGUGGUGUGGUGUGGUUUUUUAUUUGAGGCGCAAUGUCAAAUAAAGAGUUUUUGAAGUUGUCGAAGUGACAUAGUAUGAUUUCUGGAUUUCUUGGAGAGCCAAGUGGCUCGAAGCUGGGAUUCCUUGGCUGGACUGUUUUUGGUGUUCCUCCUACAGAUAUUCCAUGGAGCAGGCUUCUAAUAUAAAUGUGUCACAUUUCAAUUUGGAUUUAAAAUACAGUAAA
Messenger RNA from Megalops cyprinoides (Indo-Pacific tarpon), 974 nucleotides. RefSeq names its product C-x(9)-C motif containing 2 (gene cmc2). NCBI's taxonomy places the organism in Eukaryota, Metazoa, Chordata, Actinopteri, Elopiformes, Megalopidae. The record is from RefSeq and is a predicted model, not a curated record. Gene Ontology annotation, cellular component: mitochondrion. The coding region runs from base 429 to 692 and encodes 87 amino acids. The transcript is spliced from 5 exons.